Emericellopsis atlantica is the source of this 1536-nucleotide messenger RNA. RefSeq lists its product as uncharacterized. Gene Ontology annotation, molecular function: 7S RNA binding. The record is from RefSeq and is a predicted model, not a curated record. Gene Ontology annotation, biological process: SRP-dependent cotranslational protein targeting to membrane, signal sequence recognition; SRP-dependent cotranslational protein targeting to membrane. NCBI's taxonomy places the organism in Eukaryota, Fungi, Ascomycota, Sordariomycetes, Hypocreales, Bionectriaceae. The transcript has a single exon. Gene Ontology annotation, cellular component: signal recognition particle, endoplasmic reticulum targeting. Bases 324 to 1496 code for a protein of 390 amino acids.
GGGACUGUAUAUACGGACAUCACGUGAGUCUAUGAUUUUUGGGUAUCUGUGGGAGGAACUGAUGCUGACCUCGACAUUAGUGCGCGAGCAUGAAGGGCAAUAUUUGCACGCACCCUUACUGCAAAUUUCCUGUCGAUGCGCAUCCGCCUAAUACCAAGUUUAAGAACCCCCAUAUCGACAAGAACAAUUAGUGAUGUAACCUUGCUUGGAGGGGCUCUUUGCUUGCCAGGAAUCCAGGUGCCUUCCACACCAGGACCAUGGAACAUUUAUUACGGUGUGGGAUUAUAUUGCUGUGAGACGACAGACUGCUUGUUGGAGCAUACAUGUAUGUAUGCAUAAGUACGGUGGCAGGGAGCUGUCGCCACCGCUCUCCUUUAUAUUACGAACAAUAUGGUAUAUACUUAUAUUCGACCAUUUCCAUCAGUCAAUACAAAUGCAACGAUCACCACGUCUUAAGCCCUUGGAGUUUGUCGUUGCAUGUUGAAGUCGUUGUCCCACAAUUCUCCGAGAUAGGUACGGUACGUACCUCGAUGACCCCACGCACGAGGGAGAAGGAACCCCACCAAAUCCAACCUCACCUCUCAAUUCUGAGCCUCCCCCAGUCCAGCCCAGCUCCCGCAUCGCAUCCCAUCGCAUCGCCACAAAACACCACAGCCAUGUCGCACCAUCCUCGCGUCGAGGAGGUCUCCGACUCGGACGACGACAGCCGCUCCCUCUCAGACCCCUCCGAAGUCGACAUUGACGACUUUGCCGACAGCGACAUUAUCCGCCAGCGCCAACCCCAGGCCCCGGCGCCUCCACGCAACGCCGCCGUCCCUGCGCCCGCCAACACCCAACAACCCAGCAACCUCCCUCGCUCCACCGACCGCGCCCAGUACGCCUCCUUCCAAUGCCUCUACCCCGUCUACUUUGACGCCGCACGCACCCGCGCCGAGGGACGCCGCGUCGGCAAGGCCCUCGCCGUCAAGGACCCGCUGGCCCGCGAGAUUGCCAAUGCGUGCUCGAAACUACGUCUCCCGACCCUCCUCGAACCGGACAAGACGCACCCCAAGGACUGGGCGAACCCGGGACGGGUCAAGGUUGGGCUGAAAAAGGCCGGCGCCGGCACCGACGUCACCAACAAACACCACCUGUACCUCCUCAUCGCGCAGCACCUGAGGGAGAACCCGACGGACGACGACUCAAUCGGCCUCCGCGUCCGCAUGGGCGGCCAGCUGCAGCCCGAGCAGGGCAAACCGUACCCCAGGCCCGCCGUGCCGCGCGGCUGGAAGAUGGGCGAGCUGCUGCCGUACACGAGCGCGGCGAUGACGGGCGGGGGCGUCUCGGAGAACUUGUUCAAGGACAUGAUGAGUGAGAUGCAGGGCGGAGGUAACCCCAUGGCCGCCCUCAUGGGGGGCGCAGCGGGAGGCAGCGGUGGUGGCGGCAGUGGGAAUGCGAGCGGCGCGGACGAGGGCGGUGGGAAGAAGAAGGACAAGAAGAAGAAGGGGAAAGCAUAGUAGAAAAUGUCACGAUACAGAAAUGCCAAAUUAUGAAUAU